AACGUUUUCUUUCGGGGGUUUGGGAUUUUGGCUAUGGCGGGCGGCCGCUCCCUCUUGACCAUCCUUGUCUUCCUGGCGAUCGCGGAGCUGGGCGCGAGCAAGAGGUACAACACCACGGCCGGCAUUGUCGCCGGCAAGAUCAACGUCCAUCUCGUCCCACACACGCACGAUGAUGUCGGAUGGCUCAAGACUGUGGAUCAGUACUACAUUGGAUCCAACAAUACCAUCCAGGAAGCUGGAGUCCAGUACAUUCUCGAUAGCAUUCUCAUGUACCUGACGAGUAAUCCGGAUCGAAAAUUCGUGUAUGUCGAGCAGGCGUUUUUCCAGAGAUGGUGGAGAGAACAAACAGAAGAGGUGCAAAGUGUUGUAAAAGAGCUGAUCCAUUCCGGGAGGCUUGAGCUCAUAAACGGGGGAUGGUGCAUGCACGAUGAAGCAGCGACGCAUUACAUAGAUAUGAUUGAGCAGACGACCCUUGGACACAAGUAUAUCAAGGAGCAAUUUGGAGUGACUCCUCGCAUUGGAUGGCAGAUUGAUCCUUUUGGUCACUCCGCCGUUCAAGCAUAUCUUCUAGGCGCCGAGCUUGGUUUUGACGCAUUAUUUUUCGCCCGAAUUGACUAUCAAGAUAGACGUCAAAGAUACAAGGACAAAAGCUUAGAAGUUAUUUGGCAGGGCUCAAAUACUUUAGGCUCGGAUGCACAGGUAUUUACAAGUAUUUUUCCAGUUCAUUACGGUCCACCAGAUGGUCAUGGUUUAGCUUACGAAGAAUCAGACGAGAUUCCAGUUCAAGACGAUCCUUUGCUUUUUGAUUAUAACGUGAACGAGAGAGUGGACGCAUUUGUAGCUGCAGCUCAAUCCCAGGCAAAUAUAACACGUACCAAUCAUAUAAUGUGGACCAUGGGAAAUGAUUUUAAGUACGCAUUAGCUGGCAAGUGGUUUGUGCAAAUGGAUAAGUUCAUACACUACGUGAAUCUUGAUGGUAGAGUCAACGCCCUAUACUCAACCCCAUCAAUGUACCUUGACGCCAAACACGCUGCGGAUGAAACCUGGCCGCUGAAGACGGACGAUUUUUUCCCGUAUGCUGAUGAUAAAAAAUCUUUCUGGACUGGAUAUUUCACCAGUAGAGCUGCGUUCAAGGGAUAUGUCAGAGAAAUCAGCGGAUUUCUUCAGGCAGCAAGACAACUUGAGUUUCUAGCUGGAAGGAAGAAAGAUGUUCCUAAUACUGACAGCUUGUGGGAUGCAUUGAGUAUUUCUCAACACCAUGAUGGUGUUAGUGGAACUGAAAAACAGCACGUCACAAAUGAUUAUGCGAAGCGCCUCGCCAUUGGUGCAGCUGAGUCGGACUUGGUUGUAAAGUCGGCUCUAAAGGCAUUAACAAGUUCUUCUGAAGAGAAUUUUGUGAAGGUAACUUUUAAGCAUGAUAUUUUCUCCUUAGAACGCUUGUGAAUUCUCCAGUGCCCGCUUCUCAACGUCAGCUUUUGCCCGUUGACAGAACACGCAAAAAAGAACUUGGUUGUAACAGCGUACAACCCGCUGGCAUGGCAAAGAGAAGAUUAUGUUCGGAUACCUGUUAAUGAAGAAGGACUAGUUGUAAAAGAUGCCUCUGGUAAAGCAGUGCCCUCUCAGCUUGUACCUGUGAGUGACGCAACGAAAAGAACCCGAUCCUAUUAUGUACGUGCUAAUCUCGGGGUGGCUCCGGGGACGCCUCCUAGUUAUUGGCUUUAUUUCAAAGCUGCUGUACCUCCUCUUGGUGUAAGCACAUACUAUGUUAGCAUUGGAUCGGCAGACACUGCAACAGUGUCAAAGUUCGAAAACAGCAACGGAUCUAGCUCUAUUGAAGCUGGAUUUGAUACUAAAUUGACAUUUUCUUCAAAAACUGGUUAUUUGACAAGAAUAUCGAAUGGCAAAUCUGGGGCUGAAACUCCUGUUCAACAAUCUUAUUACUGGUACGCUGGCUAUGCUGGAUCCGGACAGCACUCGGGAGCGUAUAUUUUUCUUCCAGAUGGGCAAACAGCCACACCGGUGGCAAGUGAGGUGUCUUUAAAAAUUGUUCGAGGGCCUCUAGUUGAAGAGGUUCACCAGGAAGUUGCUCCGUGGAUCUACCAGAUUUUCAGAUUGUACAAAGAUGUCGGGCAUGCAGAAGUAGAAUUUGUGGUUGGCCCAAUUCCAGUUGACGAUGGAAUCGGCAAAGAAGUAAUAACCAGAUUCACCACUGGCAUUCCCAGUGAGGGCGUGUUUUAUAGUGAUUCAAAUGGUCGUGACUUUAUAAAGCGGGUAAGGGAUUUCAGAUCCGACUGGAAGCUAGAAGUUACACAACCAGUUGCUGGGAACUAUUACCCGGUGAAUCUUGGAGUUUACCUGACGGACAAGAAAACCGACUUUUCGAUUUUGGUUGAUCGUUCUGUUGGUGCCGGAAGCAUUUCAGAUGGUCAACUUGAAGUCAUGCUACAUAGACGCUUGCUAGUUGAUGAUGGGAGAGGAGUUGGAGAGGCGCUGGACGAAGUUGUCUGUCUGCCUCAAGGAAACUCGAGCAACUGCGAAGGCUUGACUGUGCAAGGCAUUUCUUAUAUUAACGUGAACCCGGUUGCCAAAGCUGCUCGUUGGCGCCGGUAUGAAGGGCAGAAGAAGCUGUUUCCUUUACAACUUUAUUUUGGAACAACGGUACGUGAUGUUGUAAGUACGUGCAGUACGCAGUCUAACUUUGUAUUGCAGGAUGGGGAGAACAAGAUAAAUGGUUUCACGUCAUUUGCGUCGGGAUAUGCAUUACCAGAAAACGUUGGGCUUAUAACACUUCAGGCAUUGGACAAUGGAGAUGCUCUGUUGCGUUUGGCCCAUUUGUACGAGGCUGAUGAAGACGAAGAUUUAUCCAAGACCGCAACUGUCGACCUGAGCAAACUCUUUCCAGGCCGCAAGAUCAAGUCGGCGACGGAGCUCUCACUCUCCGCGAACCAAGAAAAGUCCAACAUCAAGCCUCUCAAGUGGAAGAUCGCAAAGGCUGGAAUCACUCGAAAGUCACCGCGGGGAGCGGCACUGGACGCGAGCAAGAUGGAGGUGGAGCUUGGAUGCAUGGAGAUUCGCACCAUCCAGAUCCACUUCGAGUAAGUUUACUUGCUACUUACUAUAGCGUUUUGGCGCUGGACAGGAACAAGAAAAAUAUUUGCUAAUUCCAUAGGGACAAGCUCGAAGAGAACGCUGCUGGCGCUGCCACUCUUCGUGUUGCUUAAGCUCACGCAAGCAAAGAGAAAAUAAUCCAGAUUUCCUAUGGCCAGAA
Molecule: messenger RNA, 3268 nt
Organism: Selaginella moellendorffii
Lineage: Eukaryota; Viridiplantae; Streptophyta; Lycopodiopsida; Selaginellales; Selaginellaceae
Product: probable alpha-mannosidase At5g13980
Exons: 27
Biological process (GO): mannose metabolic process
Molecular function (GO): carbohydrate binding; alpha-mannosidase activity
Source: RefSeq, a predicted model, not a curated record